Messenger RNA from Venustampulla echinocandica, 3825 nucleotides. RefSeq lists its product as uncharacterized. The transcript is spliced from 13 exons. Gene Ontology annotation, molecular function: phosphatidylcholine lysophospholipase A1 activity. The coding region runs from base 1 to 3825 and encodes 1274 amino acids. The record is from RefSeq and is a predicted model, not a curated record. Lineage: Eukaryota; Fungi; Ascomycota; Leotiomycetes; Helotiales; Pleuroascaceae.
AUGGGUGUGUUCUGGAACGCUUUUGUUCCUGGAACUCAACUCCUGUACGGCCUGCCCGAGUAUAAGCUGCGAAGAUUUGUCAACGUAGGUCGCAAUCAAGACAAUGUCUCUACGGAUUUGUUGACAUUAGGCGCAGUUUCUUCAACCGAUGAGUGGAAUUCUACCGAGACGAGAGCGCUCUUUCAGCGUCGUUCCAUUUCUGAUGGUGUUAAUCUAAGGAUAUUACCACUCGGAGAUUCUAUUACCUGGGGAACUGGAAGUAGUGAUGGAAACAGCUAUCGCUGGAGGUUAAUGAACCUGCUGGUGGGGAACACGGUCACUUACAUUGGGUCCCAGAGGUCGGGAACGAUGGUCAACAACAAUAACGAAGGUCAUUCAGGCGCUGUCAUCGCUGAAAUCGAGGGAUUUUCAGAAAAUAGCCUCCCCCUGCGGCCAAACAUCGUGUUGGUCCUUGCCGGAACGAACGAUAUCAAUAAACCUUCAGAUCCUGCUGGCGCACCAGACCGUCUCGCUAGCCUCAUCGACAAGAUAAUCGCUGCAUGCCCAGAUGCUGCAAUUCUGGUUGGGCAGAUUACUCCCAUCAAUGAUACCGACAAGAAUGCGGCAGCACAAACCUACAAUGCUGCGAUUCCCGACGUUGUGGCCGCUCGAGCAAAUGCGGGUUCCAAGGUCCUAGUAGUGGAUAUGAACACUCCCUUGAACAUUGCCAAAGAUCUCUCAGAUGGACUGCAUCCCAAUGAUCGUGGUUACAGCCAGAUGGCCAGCAUAUGGUACAGUGGCAUCCAACAGGCUGCGGAAAAGGGGUGGAUCGGUGAACCUAUCCCUUCGCCCAUCGGCAAUCACAAUCACACAUGCGUUACCUACUUGACCUGGGAUUCAAAAUUCGGCACAAUCGCUACCGGAGUAGGGAGUGGUGACGCCCCCUUUGUCUCGGGUUGGCAGCCAGCUGGGGAGCUUGCAACUGGAAAUGUCGGAUUCAACAACUGGUUGCCAGUUAUUGUCACACAGGGUGCUGGAGUUCGGCUAGCUGAUAUGAAUGGAGAUGGUCGAGAUGACUAUCUGUGGGUGCACCCCAACACUGGAGCCCUCACGCUCUAUCUUAACGGGGGAUACAGCGCAGAUGGGGGCGUGAACUGGAUCUUCAAAGGACAAAUUGCGACAGGCGUUGGGGAUGGACCAGGUGUUAUGUUUGCUGAUAUUAACGGUGACGGUCGGGACGAUUACCUCUGGGUUGCAUCUACUGGAGAAGUAACUGCAUACCUCAAUGGGGGAGAGCAAGCCGGCGGCGGCUGGUUGUGGACGCCUCUUGGCCAGAUAGCAAGUGGUGGCACGGGGGCUACUCGAGCUACCACCAGAUUUGCUGAUAUCGAUGGAGAUGGCAGGGCAGACUAUUUUGUUGUUGGCCCAGGGGGCUCUUUGAACGCAUGGAUUAACCUUGGCCUAAGCGACCGACCGGACUGGUAUCCUUUGGGGAUAAUUGCUGACGGUAUUGGUGAUGCUGCUGGCGUUUUCCUUUAUGACCUAAAUAACGAUGGUCUGGCAGACUAUAUUUGGCUUGCGAAAGAUGGUGCAGCAACGGUCUACAUCAACAAUCGGGGACCCUCGAAGGGACUCGCGCCUACAUGGGUCAACGCCGGGAUAAUUGCAACUGGUGUUGGUUCACCCCGAGAUGAAAUCAUUUUUGGCGACCUCAAUGGCGAUGGGAAGAAAGAUUACGUCCAGAUUGACCCGGGAACAGGGGCCCUUAAGGUUUGGUUCAAUACAGGUAGUGGUGGCACAUAUGUCGUUGGCGAUGGGACUAGAUUUGCUGAUAUGGAUGGCGAUGGUUUUGAUGACUAUCUAGCCAUCAGUCCGAAUGGUGCCAUUGAGCUUUGGCUCAACCAUGGAUACGAUACGUCCUCGCAAAAGUGGAUUUGGGAAGCUCAAGGACAGAUCGCAACCGGUGUGUCUGCGCGCAAGAAUAUUCGAUUAGCAGAUUUGGACGGUGAUGGGCUUGCAGACUACCUGGUUGUCGACGAGAAGUCCGGCGCUGUGGUAUUCUGGCAUAAUGGCGGAAAGCAAACCGACGGUACCUGGAGUUGGACAAAUAUGGGACAAGUGGCCACCGGUGUUGGAGCUGGGGUAGGAGUCGAGUUCGCAGACAUCGACGGCGAUGGUAAAGCAGAUUAUUUAUGGAUUGCUGAGAAUGGAGCCGUGACAGCUUUUUUGAAUGGUGGGAGCGGCAGCUCAGGAUGGGUUUGGACCUCCCAGGGAGUCAUCGCGACAGGUGUCGGGGCAGCUCGACAAGAUAUCAAGUUCGCAGACUUGAACGGAGAUGGUUUGGCUGACUACCUCUGGGUGAACCGGCUUGAUGGAUCAGUCUCAGAAUGGCAAAACAUUGGUACCAAAGACAAUUGGCAAUGGGCACCCCAAGGUCAAAUCGCAACCGGCGUUGGUUCGAACGGGUUGUCUAUUCAAUUUGCGGUUCUCAACGGCAACGGGCGAGCAGACUACCUCAACGUUGCCCCAUCGUCAGGUGCAGUUACGCAAUGGGCCAACGAGUGCUUCGGGAGUCGUCGGGUUGACACUCAGCAUGCCUGGGUGGCUGCAGUCACAAACUGGAAGGCCAAAUUUUCCUCUGGGGGCCAUCGUUUCCCGCAGGAGGUCAGCAACUUCUUCCACGGUCCAGAUAAAUUGAGAUGCGGCGAAGUUGCAGAUCAUACUGGAUGCGAGCAGAAUGUUGUGUGCAGUAGCGUGAACCACCCUGCUGGAAUGUUCAUUCUUAAUUCAUUUGUACAGAUCCAUCAGAUGAACACGAACUUUUACGAUGCUAUCUUUCGGGCGGAGGCCGACUUGGCAGCUCUUAUGGGGGGUUUCUCGUCCACUUUUGCCCCAAUCAAAAAAAAGCCUGACAUUACAAAGUUGAUCUUGGAUUUUGCCAGCCUGGGUUAUGGAUUACUGGCGGCGCCCGUAUGGAAUAUUGCCUUGAAAGAACUCGACUACUUUGCUAAAAAUCCAAAUAAUUUGGCAACACUGAAAGACGAAACAAAUAAUCUUGUCUCGUUUGCAAUGGUAUUUUCUAAGGACUUAAGCAUAGGUGGUGUCACAUUAAAUGUGAACGAUUCUCUUGAAUCCGCUAUGGCUAACUUGAUCAAAUACUGGGUUGAAACCACUGCCGCAGUAAAUGGGAAAAUCUUCGACGGCUCGGCAGACUCUAUAGAACAGCUCACUCGACUGAUAGCCGAUGGCCGUGUGAUGGGAAACGUUCUUAGGCCCAAUGAUCGCGAAAUUCAGAAAUAUAUCAAACAGGGUAUCUAUGCUUGGCUUAUACCGAAAGCGUGGGGUUUAAGCAAUGAAGGGUUCUAUCCUUUCAUCCUCGAUUCCGGAGAGCAAUGUACAGGCGAGAAUCCACUACCGAAACUACCGAAAUACUUGUCUGACGAGACUGCCGAAAAAACUUCAGUAUGCUAUGAAGGACAUGUUUAUUAUUUCGUAUCUGCAUCCGGGAAGCACCGUACCUGUUCAACGGGUCCUGGUGGAAUCGUAAUCUGCGUCGCCAACAAAUUCACAGCCUUGCCGGGCAUGGAGGCACUUGACAGAGGGACGUAUGGUGAAGUGAGAAAGGCUGAUCUAGUCGCUGGUGCACUCGCAGGCUACCACGCGAAUGGAAACAAAAAUGGCUGGCCUACCGCCGAUCCCGGCCAGCAUACGACAGUGUCAGACCUGUAUGAUACGGGAAUUCAUAGUCCCGGCGUAGUUAUGAUUCCAAUUUGCGACCCCGAACUAGUAGUUCUUAAUUGGAGCAAUGGGGAUACUACUGCCCCUGGGUAUCCGUGCCAGGUAUAA